AUGGGGAUUGAUGGUCGAGUUUUAGAAUCUGUUGAUACAUCAAACAGUGUAAUAUUCAUAGGUAAGAAGAAAUCAUCCAAAAAGAAAGACAAUUGUAAUAUUUUUACUACAUUGAGUGAAGAAGCUGGGGUUGGGAGUGACGUUAUGGAUGUAGUUGAACACGAAAAAUCAAGUACCGGAACUGGUAAAAUUGAAGCUCUUGAUUAUGAAGUUAUGAAGAGUAAAGAGGUUCCAGAAACUUCAAAAAGUAGGAAAAAGAAGAAGACUGGAAGGACUGCUCAAGAAGAAGAUGAUUUGGAUAAGAUUCUUUCUGAGCUGGGUGAGGGGUGUUCGACAUCGAAACCUGCUGCUCUGCCUAAGCAAGAGGAGAUUGAACCUGAUCUAGUUGCCUCAGUCGAUGGUCCCGCUGAGAAGGAUGGUGAAGAAGAAGUUCCUCCUACUGUGCUGUCUGCGGCAGCAAAGAAGAAGAAAAAGAAGAAGGAAAAGGAGAAAAAGGCAGCAGCUGCAGGGGAUGCUACUUCUUCUGUGGCUCCUCGUGAUGAAAACCAUGAAGAAACAGAAAUUGAAAGGACAGAACCCAAGACAAAUCAGGUGAAAGGUAAAGCAGCAGAAAAGAAAGUGCCAAAGCAUGUUAGAGAGAUGCAAGAGGCUCUUGCUAGGCGAAAUGAACAGGAAGAUAGAAGAAGAAGGGAAGAAGAGGAGAGACAGAGGAGAGAAGAAGAGGAGCGGCUUAGGCUGGAGGAACUUGAGAGGCAAAGGGAGGAUGCCAGACGUAGGAAAAGAGAAAGAGAAAGGGAGAAACUACUAAAGAAGAGACUGGAAGGCAAGCCUAUAACUGCAAAGGAAAAAGAAGAAGCCCGUCGGCUGGAGGCAAUGAGAAACCAGAUACUUGCUAAUGCAGCAGAGAGUUUGCCUCUCCCUACCAUAGACCAUGAGAAACCGGCUAAUAGACCCUUGAUUCAGAAAAAGAAGUCAAAACCAGCAGCCAUCGCUCCAAAUGGUGUGGCUCCUGCAAAGGCAGUGGAAAACAUAGAAGAAGAAGAAGAAGAAGAAGAAAACCAGCAACACACUGUACCUGAGCUGGAUUCUGUGGAAUGUGACAAUGUUGAAGAGGUGGAAUCAACAUAUAUAGAGGAAAAAUCUGACAUUGCUGAAUCUGCUAAAAAUAAUGGAAUGGAAGGAGAAGCAGAAGAAGAAAUUGAUGAUGUUGAUGAAUGGGAUGCAAAGAGCUGGGAUGAUUCUGCUGUUAAUCUUUCUCUUAAACAUGGAUUUUCUGAUGAAGAGAUUGACUCUAAGCCUGAACCUGUUGUGAAAAAACACAUAAAGAGUGCAGGUGCCAAGCCAACAGUUUCUGCCCAGAAAAAUGUUCCUACUCAAUCAAUAAAAUCUCAGAAUGUUGAGAAUAAGAAAAAAAGUAGGAAGGAAGAUGUUGUUGAAAAAGAAACAGCAACUUCAGAUGCUGCCCCAAAAGAGAGUGAGGAUAACCUUCGUUCACCUAUUUGCUGCAUUAUGGGCCAUGUGGAUACUGGUAAAACUAAGCUAUUAGAUUGUAUACGAGGCACAAAUGUUCAGGAAGGUGAGGCUGGAGGUAUUACUCAACAAAUUGGUGCAACAUAUUUUCCUGCUGGGAACAUCCGUGAGAGAACUAAGGAACUGAAAGCUGAUGUGAAGCUGAAGGUCCCAGGUCUAUUGGUCAUUGAUACCCCUGGUCAUGAGUCAUUCACUAAUUUACGGUCGCGAGGUUCAGGUUUAUGUGAUAUUGCAGUUUUGGUUGUUGACAUUAUGCAUGGCUUAGAGCCUCAAACAAUAGAGUCACUCAAUCUUUUGAAAAUGAGGAAUACAAAGUUCAUUGUUGCAUUGAAUAAGGUGGACAGACUAUACGGGUGGAAAACCUGUCGAAACGCACCGAUUGAGAAGGCAAUGAAGCAGCAAUCAAAGGAUGUAAAAAUACAGUUCGAAACCCAGCUCGUACAGAUUAUCACUCAAUUCAAGGAGCAGGGAUUAAAUACUGAACUGAAUAAUAUGGAUAAAGAAAUGAGGGAAACGUACAGAAUUGUACCUACAAGUGCCAUUAGCGGUGAAGGGAUUCCAGAUUUGUUAUUAGUAUUGGCGAAGUUGACCGAGAAAACUAUGGUUGAGAAUCUUACUUACAGAAAUGAAGUGCAGUGUACUGUGUUGGAGGUUAAGGUUAUUGAAGGCCUUGGGACAACAAUUGAUGUUGUACUGGUUAAUGGCGUGCUUCAUGAAGGAGAUCAAAUUGUUGUUUGCGGCAUACAGGGACCUAUUGUUACUUCAAUUCGAGCUUUAUUGACACCACAUCCGAUGAACGAACUUCGUGUGAAGGGAACGUAUCAGAAUCAUCGUGCAAUCAAGGGCGCACAGGGUAUCAAAAUCACAGCACCGGGUCUUGAGCAUGCUAUUGCUGGCCCUGCUCUAUAUGUGGUAGGGCCUCAUGAUGAUUUGGAAGAAGUCAAGGAAACAGCUAUGGGAGACAUGAAGUCAGUCUUGAGCAGGAUUGACAAGAGUGGUGAGGGAGUUGGCAUACAAGCAUCUACUCUAGGCUCCUUGGAAGCAUUGCUAGAGUUUCUGAAGACCCCAGAAGUUAAUAUUCCUGUUAGCGGUAUUAGUAUAGGCACUGUAUAUAAAAAGGAUGUCAUGAAGGCCAGUGUAAUGCUUGAAAGGAAGAAAGAGUUCGCCACCAUUUUGGCAUUUGAUGUCAAAGUGACACCAGAGGCCUGGAAACUUGCAGAUGAUUUGGGUGUGAAGAUUUUUAUGGCUGACAUCAUCUAUCACUUAUUCGAUCAAUUUAAGGGCUAUAUCAACAAUCUCAAGGAGGAAAAGAAGAAGGAAUCUGCUGAUGAAGCUGUCUUUCCUUCUGUGGUCAAGAUUUUACCAAACUCUGUUUUCAAGAAGAAGGAUCCAAUUCUCUUGGGGGUUGAUGUUCUUGAAGGCAUUUUAAAGGUUGGAACUCCAAUUUGUGUUCCUCAAAGAGAUUUUAAUUAGGAGUCCCAUAAUGAGAAUCUUGUCUUUUUGUGUGUGUUCAUGCAGAUAGUUGGGACGAAUCCUGAUGAGCAGCAAAAGAUGUAUGGUAUUGAAGAUGAACUUGUCAGCCAUAUCUCAAGGAGGUCGAUUGAUGCACUGAAGGCGAAUUACCCAGAUGAACUCUCAAAUGACGAGUGGAAGCUGGUUGUAAAAUUGAAGAAACUUUUCGAGAUACUGUGAGAGAAGCGGCAACCAGAAAGAAUCCAAGGUCACCUUGUGGAAAG
Molecule: messenger RNA, 3266 nt
Organism: Prunus mume (Japanese apricot)
Lineage: Eukaryota; Viridiplantae; Streptophyta; Magnoliopsida; Rosales; Rosaceae
Source: RefSeq, a predicted model, not a curated record